Geodia barretti is the source of this 541-nucleotide messenger RNA. NCBI's taxonomy places the organism in Eukaryota, Metazoa, Porifera, Demospongiae, Tetractinellida, Geodiidae. The record is from the annotation of a GenBank genome assembly.
UUACCGUAAUUUAUCCGGAUUCUAACGCCGGGGCGGAGGUCGGAAGAUGUUUCUGAGCGCUCUACUGUUCGGUGCGCGUUCAACGCCGGGAAAGCAGUGGAUCGGCAAGCACAGAAGAACGUGGAAGAUGACGGCCACCAGACGAAAGAACACCAGAGACAGAGAGAAACUCGUUCGAGAGGUGGAGGAAGUUCUCUCACGGCCAUAUCUGUCUCUGGAGCAAGAGCACAGACACUCAAUGGAGAGACGGAAGGAGUACGUCCCUAUGUUUAUGCGUCGUCAGAGAAACAAGUGGCUGAAGAGGGAGCAGCUGCCUUUUUCGUCUCUUGUCAAACACGGAAACUAUUAGUCUCAUUUGUGUGUGUAUAAUUAUGUAUCCAUGGGACUUGUCAUAAAUAAUAUCUCAAUCUGUCACUUUGUACAAUUUUACGUUUGAAGACAUUGAUUUCCCAAUCUGUCGACAAUAAAGCAUAACGAAGCCAAUAUUGCACAAUAAUGUGUACAUUGUCAUUGAGUGAUUACAUUGGAUCUUAUACAGCAA